This is a messenger RNA of Thrips palmi, 1231 nucleotides long. RefSeq lists its product as uncharacterized. The transcript is spliced from 5 exons. The record is from RefSeq and is a predicted model, not a curated record. Bases 268 to 576 code for a protein of 102 amino acids. NCBI's taxonomy places the organism in Eukaryota, Metazoa, Arthropoda, Insecta, Thysanoptera, Thripidae.
CUCCAUCCGGGAGGGUGACACGUCUCGUGCACAUUCCUGAGGCGUCUCAUAAAUAUGAAAAGCAGACUCCCUCUGACGAUUGGCCAUUAUGGGGGGUUCCAAAAGGCUGCGUAACCUGAAUGAGACACCAUUUCGCGGAAAGCAACGGUACCACCUGCCACUGGUAUUCGCUUCACCAAUGAGACGGCAUUCUAGUCUACGUUGGUGCAGUAUAAAAGCGCCCUUUAACUUGGAGGCAACAUCGACCUCUCGUCCAGAUCACUAGCCAUGGCUUGUAAGAUCGUCAUCGUCCUCUGCUUCGCGCUGUUCGCAGCUGCUGUGGCGAAGAGCCUCUACAACGACGACCAGGUGGCUGACCUCGACGGCCGCAUCGCCCAGUGCCUGAACCGCCUGCCUGCCGGGCCCAGCAAUGCCUGCCGCCUCAGUGCGGGGACCACCCCCAUCAAGGAGGGAGCCAGGAGGGAGUACCGCGUCGAGCCGAUCGUCGAGUGCUUGACCAAGGCCGGCAUCCCGCAGGGACCGGCCCUCAAGUCGGCCAAGUACUGCCUGACCUUGGAGCUGUGGAAGCCUAUUUAGACAGCUGUGCCAAUUUCGGGAACUCAUUGCAACGGAGGCUGCAGUAGCGCAAAACGAGUCCGUGACAUCGUUUCCCACAGACUCCUACGGGCUCCUGGACCUCCUUUCCGACCCCUCACUGAAAAUGUCUUGCCGAGACGAAUCGAAAACUGCAAUAUAUUUUUCAAUCGGUUGAACCCUUUUUUCUAAAAUCCUGAUCUUGCGAACUGCCGAAGUCGGGCUGCUGGACCCCCUCUAAACCCCUCCUUGCAAAAGUCUUCGAAAACCCGCAAUAAAAAUUUUCAGUCGGCCGAGCCCCGUUUUUCUAAAUCUUGACCGGGUUAACUGGUGAAGUUAGUCUCCUGGAACCCCCUUCCCACCCCUCGUUGGAAAGGAAUUGCCGAGACUUAUCGAAAACCGCAAUAAAAAUUUUCAGUCGAUCGCGAAGAGGUGGUCAACUUGUGAAAGUGGCCGAUUAGGUCGAAACCGGGUUCAUUGAGUUUGCCUCGUCCCCCCGAUCCCAAAAAUUACCCAAUACCGUAAUUGUGGGUUAUAUGGACCACUUUUCGAUUUUUUUUAAGAAUUACUGAAAGCUGAAAUGUGCUGCGGUCUUGCCAAUUUAAAUAUAAUAUCUACCAUCCUUCCCGCGUGUUUUGGCCCAAACGGCAUGUUAUUA